This is a messenger RNA of Medicago truncatula (barrel medic), 435 nucleotides long. Its product is annotated as secreted RxLR effector protein 161-like. The record is from RefSeq and is a predicted model, not a curated record. Bases 1 to 435 code for a protein of 144 amino acids. NCBI's taxonomy places the organism in Eukaryota, Viridiplantae, Streptophyta, Magnoliopsida, Fabales, Fabaceae. The transcript has a single exon.
AUGAAACUGGUGUUAAAUGAAGAUGAAGAAUCAGUGGAUCCUACAUUGUUCAAGCAAAUUGUAGGUUCACUGAGGUAUCUAUGCAAUAGUAGGCUUGAUAUUGCAUAUGCAGUUGGUAUAAUCAGUAGAUUCAUGAGUGAACCAAGAGUAUCUCACCUGCUAGCAGCCAAAAGGGUGAUGAGAUACAUCAAAGGAACACUACAGUAUGGUAUUCUAUUUCCUAAAUGUUUGAAUGAUAGUUCUAUGGAACUGAUGGCAUAUUCUGAUGCUGAUUGGUGUGGAGACAAGCAGGAUAGAAAGAGCACUUCAGGGUACCUAUUUAAGUUCUUAAAUGCUCCAAUUUCAUGGUGUGCUAAGAAACAACCAGUUGUAGCAUUGUCAACCUGUGAAUCUGAGUAUAUUGCAGGAUGUAUGACAGCAUGUCAGGCAGUAUGA